Parathielavia appendiculata is the source of this 990-nucleotide messenger RNA. RefSeq lists its product as uncharacterized. The record is from RefSeq and is a predicted model, not a curated record. The transcript has 4 exons. NCBI's taxonomy places the organism in Eukaryota, Fungi, Ascomycota, Sordariomycetes, Sordariales, Chaetomiaceae. The coding region runs from base 1 to 990 and encodes 329 amino acids.
AUGUCUUUCACCUUGGCCACCGAAUCACAAAAGGCAUCGGCUGGGGAUGAGACGAACCAGAUGGCUGCCAACAUGGUCAUCAGGCAGGACCCCUUCAACGUCACCCUCGACGCCCUAGCCCUGUUAGCUGUAUCAAUCCUUCUCGUCCUUGGCAUGCACUUCAUAGACCGCCCAGUCCUCGAGUUCCUCAUCAUCCUCAUCCCCCUAGCCCUCCUGAUCCACAACGACUACCUCAACUUCCUCAAGCUCGGUCCCGGUGGCACUCCUCCGACCCCAUCAGGCUAUGCCCGCCUGACCUGGUACCGGUUGUUCACCCUCCGCGACCCCUUCACCGCGCCACCUCGAGAUCCAACUCAGCAGCCCGCGACCGGCAUCCUCUCCAAUCUCCCCUACCGCCCGGGCCCGCGGCCCAUCGUGGCCGGCCUGGCACCGCAGCGGCAACUGAACCAGCACGGCUCGCUGCCUGCGUCCACCGCUCUGCGCGCGGCCCUGGAAUCCCUCUGCGCUCGCGUUCCCGACAAGUUCGUCACGGCGACGUCGUCCAUGGAGAAGCACGGCUUCGCCCUCUUCGCGCGGCACCCGCUCAAUGUGUGCGGCAACGGCGAGGUCUGCCACAUCCACACCUCGGACCGGUCCAUGCACUUGAACCUCCAUCCGGACGACAUCAAGGAGGUGCUGGACAAGGGCUGGGGUCAGAGGCAUCCCAUGGCGUGGGAUGGACUGAUACAGAGUCCGCUGCCGAGGACAUAUACCAUGAUUUAUGCCCCCAGAGACGAGAAUGAUCUGAGAAUCGUGUGCAGAAUCAUCGAGGCCGCGAUCUGGUAUACUACUGCCGAAAAGUCUGAGAUUCUACUCACGGCAUCGGUAAUGCUUGAGUACUGGUGCUUCUGUGCGGCUUUGCGAUUCAAGCAGAAUAUCAUCGCCUUCAUGCGCGGAAUAGUCACCGGGUCAAGACAGAAGGAUCAGCACACCAAGUAUCUCAAAAACUAA